AUGGCAGAAGCAAGUGUUUCUCAGGAUCGGUUUAGUUGUUCAAUCUGUCUGGAUCUCCUGAAGGAUCCAGUGACUAUUCCCUGUGGACACAGUUACUGUAUGAGCUGUAUUACAGACUGCUGGGAUCAGGAUGAUCAGAAGAGAGUCUACAGCUGCCCUCAGUGCAGACAGACCUUCAGUCCAAGACCUCUAUUAUGUAAAAAGAGGCACAACCUGACUGAUGCCACUGGACGACUUCAGGAGCUGAUCUGCCCUCAACAUGAUAAACUUAUAGAGAUUUACUGCCAAACACAUAAAGGAAGGAAAUACCGGCAGAAAAUCAACGAGAAACAGAAGGAGCUUCAGAAUUUAAAAGCACUUGUGAAGUCUCAAAAGCGCUCUGCACAGACAUUAGUGGGGGACAUCUUUACUGAACUGAUCCGCUCCAUUGAGAGAAGCCGCUCUGAGGUGAUAAAGCUGAUCAGAGAUCAGGAAAAGACUGCAGUGAGUCGAGCUGAAGGACUCUUGAAGGAACUGGAGCAGGAGAUUGAUGAUCUGAGGAGGAGAGAUGAUGAGGUGGAGCAGCUUUCACACACAGAUGAUCACAUCCAUUUCCUCCAGAGUUUCCAGUCUCUCUGUGUUCCUCCUGGAUCUACAGCCUCACUCAGUAUCACUGUCGGUUCUUACCUCUCUUUUGAUGAUGUCGAAAAAUCUGUGUCUCAUCUGAAUGAGAAACUGGAGAAUUUCUGCAGAGAAGAGACAGAAAAGAUAUAUGAAAGGGGUAUAGUGUCCUUCAUUUACUCUUUAGAAUUUACUCUUUAAGUCCUACGAAUAUGAAAUAUUUCAGGUGCUAUUUUAAUUGACAAUAUUGUAGAAAAUGUAGAUUUUCUAGAGUAAAGCACACAUAGAUUAUUUCCAGCCAUGAAACCAAGCCCAUAGAGGAGUUCCUCCAAUGUAAAUUACUAUUAGCAUAUAUAACAAAUAUUAUAUAAUAAUAAAUAAUACACAUAUAAUACUUUUUAUUUAUUUAUAUAUUUGUCAGAUUUCCACGAGAUUACACUGGAUCAAAACACAGCG
Messenger RNA from Triplophysa rosa, 1056 nucleotides. Its product is annotated as E3 ubiquitin-protein ligase TRIM39-like. The transcript has 4 exons. The coding region runs from base 1 to 801 and encodes 266 amino acids. Lineage: Eukaryota; Metazoa; Chordata; Actinopteri; Cypriniformes; Nemacheilidae. The record is from RefSeq and is a predicted model, not a curated record.